Molecule: messenger RNA, 972 nt
Organism: Daldinia childiae
Lineage: Eukaryota; Fungi; Ascomycota; Sordariomycetes; Xylariales; Hypoxylaceae
Exons: 3
Coding region: 1-972 (323 amino acids)
Source: RefSeq, a predicted model, not a curated record
AUGGCGGUGUCAUCAAGUGAGCCGCAGGGCGGCGUCAUGACCCAGAUCGCCCGAUCGGUGGGCUUCUCGAAGAGCUACAACUUCUGGCUAUGGGCUGUAUUCGGCGGCGUUCUGCUCGGAUUUUCCGUAUCUCGGUUACCGUACCUUGACUUCUACGGCGUCUUUUGCAGUGGUCCGGGAAUGGCCAAGGGUAACAUGGGAGCCGCCACACCUGGCGAGUGCUUCUAUUACUUGAACCUCACCCUCGGUGGCCUCGCCAUCAGAACACACUUGUGGUGUGUACUGCCCGCGGCUCUGCUCGCCUUCGGACAGUUUGUCCCCAUAUUCCGACGCAAGGCUCUAUGGCUCCACCGAAUCAACGGUUGGAUCUCGACCGUUCUAUCUCUCGUCGGUGCCUUUUCCGCCUUACCGAUGUUGAAGCACACGAUGGGUGGCAGUACCGAAACCCAGUCGAUGAACCUCCUGCUGCUUAUCAUCUUCGUCACUGCGGUCUACAAGGGAAUUGUUGCCGCUAAGAACCACAAGAUUCAAGAGCACCGCGACUACAUGCUACGCGCUUGGGUUUAUGGUGGAUCUGUCAUUACCCUCCGACUUAUCAUGUUGGCCACUUCCAUCAUGAUGUCGUACAGUGGUAACUGGUAUGUCGCUAUACCAUGCGACAAGAUCGAGUACUUGAUGGACGCUCAAAAUGCCACCAUGGCUGAGUACCAAGCCAAGUACCCUGACUGCGCACCUCAGUGGUCUGGAGAGGACCCGAACCGCCACAUUGCUGUUCGUGUAUACGUCCUCGACGACGACCCAGUGGGUGUUGCUGCCGCCCACUCCCACUGCUUCGGCAUGUCGGGUUAUGUAGCCAUCAUUCUGCACUUCGUGGCAGCUGAAGCCUACAUCUACUGGACUUCGCCCGAGCGCAAAGUCUCGAAAGCCAUCCGAGCUACCGAGACUAACCACGCUGCUAAGAAGGUGGAAUAA